CAGAGGCUCAUGUCAGUCAGUCAUGGGUUUUUCUGGGUUACAGAUAAGGACAUGGAAACUCUUUGUCUGCCUGAGUUGGAUCUGUGUGGUUGGGACGAUGGCAAAACCACAGUACAUGGUGGCUGUUCCUGCGGUUCUUGAAGCUGGAGCUGAAACCAAAUUCUGUGUGAGUCUCCUGCAGCCCAACGAGACUCUGGUCAUGACCGUCACUCUGAUCUCCCAAGAGAAGAACACAACCCUUCUCAAACAAGCAUCCAGUGAAGAGUUUCAUACCUGCACUCACUUUAAGGCUCCUUUAGUGCAGAAUAAAGAGGUGCAGAAGUUCGAGGUGGAGGUACGAGGCGACACAUUUUACUCUAAAGAAAUCAAGAAAGUCAUGAUCAAAGUCUAUCAGCCAAUGACGUUCGUCCAAACAGAUAAACCGAUCUACCUCCCUGGACAAACAGUGCAUUUCAGGGUCAUUACACUGGACACCAGGUUGAGACCUGUCGGUCAGCUGUACAAUGUCAUCGAAAUUAAGGAUUCUAAUGACAACAGGAUUGGGCAGUGGCUAAAUGAAAACUCGAAUAGUAAAAUAUUGCAGCUUUCUUACUCUUUGAACUCUGAGGCCCGUGAAGGAAAUUACCACAUUUCUGUGUCAGUUGAUGGAAGGAAAACCUCUCACAGCUUCAAGGUGGAGAAAUAUGUUUUGCCUAAAUUUGCCAUGAAAAUAAAUACACCUGAUGAAGUAAGCAUUGGACAGGAGGAAUUCAAAGCUGAAGUAUGUCUAAAAUAUACAUAUGGGCAGCCUGUGCCAGGCAGCGUUGAAGUUAAGGUCUGCCGAACUCAUACCUAUCAGACAGACUAUGAGGACCCAUGCUACAGGGAGACAAAGCAGACAGAUAAGACCGGCUGUGCCACUUUCACCUUCUCACCAUACAUGCUGCAAGGGACAUUUUAUCUCUAUACCAAAGUCGAAGAGGAGGGGACUGGUAUUUCAUUUUCACAAACAAAGAAUAUAGGCUUUUCUUAUAAAGUCGGGACGCUGUCCUUUAUUGACACGCCUAAGAUUUAUCAGGAAGGAUCAAAUGUGGAGGGAAAAGUUAAAGCAGUUCACUACAAUAAUACACCCAUUCCUGACAUGGUGGUCUACCUGUUUGAGGGGAAAAACAAACAUUCAGCACGUCUGCUACAGAACCUCACAACUGACAGUGAUGGUAUCGCUGCUUUUUCAUUCAACACAUCCAACCACAAAGGGGACGUCAACCUGCAUGUAAGGAGCCAACUGGAGUCAAGAUCCCCAAUUAGAACUCCAUUCUAUGAGGAUGGACAUCACAAAGUGUCUCUGGCCAAGCUUUCUACUCCUGAUGCUAAAACAAUCAGCUCCCUGGAGGUGAGGAAGAAGGAUGAACCACUUCCCUGCGACAGAGAAGAGACCAUCUCCAUCCGAUACACAGUAGUGGGAGAGAAACAGGCCUCUGUGGAUGUGAUGUAUCUGGUCUUAUCCAGAGGAGCCAUUGUCAUGCAAGGAUUUAAAAAGAUUGAAGUGAGAGAUAAUUCAGUGACUGAGGGAAAGGUGUCCUUUCAGCUGGAAGUGUCUCCAGAGGUGGCACCAGUCAUCCAGGUCAUAGCUUAUGCAAUCCUCCCCAGUGAAACAGUGAUCGCCAACAGCACUGACUUCAAGACUGAGAAAUGCUUCAGUCAUAAGGUGUCGCUGGACUUUUCUCCGUCCUCAGCCGUCCCAGGAGAGGAGACCACCAUGCAGGUGACGGCCCAGCCAGACUCUCUUUGUGGCGUGAGCGCUGUCGACCAGAGCGUCCUCAUCAAGGAGCCGGGGAAGACUCUGAAUGCAGACAAGAUACUUGACCUGUUGCCUGUCAAAGAAGUAUCCCAAGUUCCAUCUGAGGUCCGAGAGCAAAUAGAAUGCUUGAUGUGGGGACGAAGGUACUUUAAUCCACGCUAUGCCGAGAAAGAUGACGCCUUUAGUGUGUUCCGGAGAGUAGGACUGAAGAUGGCGACUAAUUUGAUUGAAAUGCCUGUAUGCGUCAUGCCUGAAAUAUUACGUAAAUACUCUGGUCCUUUGUUUCAGACCCCCUCAUUCAGGUUCAGAUUCACUUCAACUUCCAAUCAUCGUAUGCGUGUUGUGAACUCUCCUGUUUCUAUUGUGGAAAUCAAGUCUGUAGUUGAGGCUCCGCCAAUACAGACAGUCCGCACUUUUUUCCCUGAGACCUGGAUAUGGGACCUGGUAGAUGUUGGAGAGACCGGAACAAAGGACGUGUCCUUCACCGUCCCAGACACCAUCACCACCUGGGAGACGGAGGCUUUCUGUUUGUCCCCUCAGGGUUUUGGCUUGGCUCCGCGUAAAGAACUCACUGUCUUCCAGCCUUUCUUCCUGGAGCUCACCCUGCCCUACUCCAUCAUCCGGGGGGAGCACUUUGAACUGAAGGCAACCACCUUCAACUACCUGUCCAGUUGCAUCAUGGUCACUGUGACUCCAGCACCCUCCUUAGAUUACACCCUCACCCCCCACUCUAGUGACCAGUAUACAUCCUGUUUGUGUGGCAGUGAGCGCAAGACCCUCAGCUGGACCAUGGUCCCCUCAUCUUUAGGGGUUGUGAACGUGACUGUGUCUGCUGAGGCUGUGGCAUCCCAAGCGUCAUGUGACAAUGAAAUUGUGACAGUGCCAGACAGAGGUCGUAUUGAUGUUGUGACACGAUCUCUCAUAGUAAAGGCUGAAGGAACUGAGAUGACAAAGACCCACAAUUGGCUGCUCUGUCCAAAAGGAGAGGCUUUGACGGAGGAAAUAGACUUACAGCUCCCUGAGAAUGUGAUUGCUGGAUCUGCCCGUGCCUCAAUAUCAGUCCUGGGUGACAUUCUGGGCCGAGCCCUGAAAAACCUGGAUGGGCUGCUGCAGAUGCCGUACGGAUGUGGUGAGCAGAACAUGGCGCUCCUGGCUCCCAACAUCUACAUCCUCCAGUACCUGAAAAACACACAGCAGCUGACCCCAGCCAUCCUGGAAAAGGCCACCAACUUCCUGACCAGUGGCUACCAGAGACAGCUGAACUACAAACACAACGAUGGUGCUUACAGCACAUUUGGGAGAGGAACAAGAAACACUUGGCUGACUGCUUUUGUGAUGAGAUGUUUUGGCAAAGCUCAGUCUUUCAUCUACAUUGACCCGGCAAAGAUCCAACAGUCAAAGACUUGGCUGCUGAGUAAACAACAAGGCAGCGGCUGUUUCCAGAAGUCAGGAAAACUCUUCAACAACAGAAUGAAGGGUGGUGUGUCUGAUGAAGUGACUCUCAGUGCUUACAUCACUGCUGCCCUCUUGGAAAUGUCCGUUGAUGUUGAGGACGAUGUGGUGAAGAAGAGCCUGUCCUGCCUCAAGGAGUCCAUCGGUGACCUCAGCAACACCUACACUACAGCUCUGCUGGCGUACGUCUUCACCCUGGCAGGAGACACAGAGACACGUGAUCACCUUCUGCAGCACCUAGACACCGUCGCAGUGAAACAAGGGAGUCUCCUCCACUGGUCCCAGACAGCAACAGAUACUUCAGCCUCUCUGUCUGUGGAGAUCAGCUCCUACGUUAUGCUGGCUAAACUCAGCGCCUCCCCCACUCCUGAAGACCUGGGCUACACCUCUAGCAUCGUCAGGUGGUUGACAGGCCAGCAGAACCAUUAUGGAGGCUUCUCCUCCACACAGGACACGGUGGUGGCUCUUCAGGCUCUGGCUCUGUACUCCACUCUGACGUUCAGUCCAGAGGGUUCGAGCACAGUGACCGUCCAGUCCGCCAGCGGCCAGCUGACAAUUGAUGUGAACCAAAACAACAAGCUGCUCUACCAGGAGAAGACGCUGCCCGACGUGACGGGAAAGUACAGCCUGGAGGUGAAGGGCACUGCAUGUGCUUCAAUGCAGGUUUCUCUUCACUACAACAUCCCAACUCCUACUGACGGCACCACUCUCACCGUCAGAGUAAAACCAACCAGCUGCAUCAGCACAUCUCUCAAGCCCAGAUUCACUCUGGAAGUCACCUCCAGAUAUAGUGGAAAGGAGACCACUCCCAACAUGGUGAUCCUGGAUAUCAAAAUGCUUUCUGGCUUUGUCCCAGACCCAGAGUCUCUGAAACGCGUGAGUUAUCAGAGAAACUUUGAGCUCAGUAGAAACUGAUGAGUUUUCAUGUUUUGAUGAAGCUGAGUA
Molecule: messenger RNA, 4177 nt
Organism: Seriola dumerili (greater amberjack)
Lineage: Eukaryota; Metazoa; Chordata; Actinopteri; Carangiformes; Carangidae
Product: alpha-2-macroglobulin-like
Exons: 32
Coding region: 23-4147 (1374 amino acids)
Cellular component (GO): extracellular region
Molecular function (GO): endopeptidase inhibitor activity
Source: RefSeq, a predicted model, not a curated record